Striga asiatica is the source of this 2055-nucleotide messenger RNA. The record is from the annotation of a GenBank genome assembly. Lineage: Eukaryota; Viridiplantae; Streptophyta; Magnoliopsida; Lamiales; Orobanchaceae.
AAAAAAAAAAAACAAAAAAGAAAAGGUUGCAAGAACCAAAUACAAUCAUUCGCAUUGGGGAAAUCCAUAAUUUAUACGCCGAUCGGAAAAAUUAUCAGCUUAUCAGCAAAUGGCAUCAUAAUUAUGCAUUGUCAUCAGCUAAGGUUCUUUUGUCAUAAAGUUCUCAGAUUUUAUAAAUGACAGAAGAAAAUGACCCUAGCAAGAACUAUUCUUCUCAGUUCAGUGACUGCUAAUUAGUAGAAAAAAAAAAAAUGGAUGCAAUUAAAAGUCUUGAACAAAUUUCAUUGGUGACUGCGUUUACAGUAACGGGUAUUGGUUUGUUCUCUCUGUGGCUCAUCAAUGGUUAUUUGAAGAAAGGCCGUAAAACGACAUCUUCAGGCCUCCCGCCUCCACCUCAGAUACCGGGCUGGCCCGUGAUUGGGAACUUGCUGCAACUGAAAGAGAAAAAACCUCACAAGACUUUCACCAGAUGGGCCGAGAAAUACGGCCCGAUCUAUUCCAUUAGAACUGGCUCCACAUCACUUGUGGUCCUCAACUCUAAUGAUGUUGCAAAGGAGGCUAUGGUUACUAGAUUUUCAUCCAUCUCAACGAGAAAGCUUUCUAAUGCGAUAAAGAUACUUACUUGUGAUAAAAACAUAAUUGCACUGACUGAUUAUGGUGAACAUCAUAAGAUGAUCAAGAAGAAUAUUCUCAAUAGUACUUUGGGACCUAAUGCUCAGAAGCGCCAUCAAAUUCACAGGGAUACCAUGAUAGAAAACGUGUCAAAACACUUGAUAGCUUGCCAGAAAGAGAAUCCUAUGGCAGCUGUGAAUUUCAGGAAAAUAUUUCAGUCUGAGCUUUUUGGGCUGGCAUUGAAACAAGUUCUUGGACAUGAUCUGAUGUCUAUACACAUUGAGGAGCUUGGACAAACUUUGUCAAAGGAGGACAUAUUCAAAAUUUUGGUGGUUGACCCCAUGAAAGGUGCCAUUGAGGUUGACUGGAGGGAUUUUUUUCCAUAUCUAAAAUGGAUACCAAACAGGACUUUCGAGAAAAAUAUCAAACAAAUGUAUUCUCGUAGGCAAGCUGUUAUGACCGCGCUCAUCAACGAACAAAAAGAACGGAUUUCUCGAGGAGAAGAAGUGAAUUGUUACCUCGACUACUUGUUAUCAGAAGCAAAAACAUUGUCUGAACAACAGAUUCUAAUGCUGUCAUGGGAAGCCAUAAUCGAAUCAUCGGAUACUACUUUGGUCACGACCGAAUGGGCAUUGUAUGAACUCGCUAAAGAUCCCGAAAGACAGGAUCGCCUAUAUAGGGAAAUUGAAAGUGUUUGUGGAAGUGAAAAAAUCACAGAGAAAAAGUUGAGUGAACUUCCGUUCUUGUCUGCGGUUUUUCACGAGACUUUGAGAAAAUAUAGUCCAGCUCCCGUAAUUCCUUUGAGAUUCGUUCAUGAAGAUACGCAAAUAGGAGGAUAUGACAUUCCUGCAGGAACUGAGAUUGCUAUAAAUAUCUUCGGAUGUAACAUGGACAAGAAAGUAUGGGAAAGUCCUGAAAGCUGGAAACCAGAGAGAUUUCUCGAUGAAAAAUACGAAACGAUGGAUUUACACAAGACGAUGGCUUUUGGGGCUGGGAAAAGACUAUGCCCUGGUGCCUUACAAGCAAUGUUGAUAUCUAGCUUGGCAAUCGGUCGAUUAAUACAGGACUUCGAAUGGAGGCUUAAGGAUGGAGAAGAAGAAAAUGUCGAUACGCUCGGGCUCACGACACACAAGCUUCAUCCGCUGCAUGCAGUUUUAAAGAUGAGAAAUUGACUUAGCUCAAUCAUGACAUUUGCUUUGGGAUAAGUCAAAAGUUUGGUUCAAACUUUAGGGUUCAUGUGUGGUUUUGUUUGUAUGAUACCUUGUAAGAACACAAAUAAGUUGUAACAGCUUCAUGGAUGUUCAGUAUGUACUAUGUAUGUUCCUCCAAUAUCUUAUCCACAAAUUUUUAUAGGAACACCUCAUUGCAUUAUUAAUGUUCUAUGUUGGAAUGUAUAAAUCCAUCUAUUUCUAUAUCUAUAUAUAUAUCUAUACUAUUAUAAAA